Molecule: messenger RNA, 3510 nt
Organism: Brettanomyces nanus
Lineage: Eukaryota; Fungi; Ascomycota; Pichiomycetes; Pichiales; Pichiaceae
Exons: 1
Coding region: 1-3510 (1169 amino acids)
Molecular function (GO): protein binding
Source: RefSeq, a predicted model, not a curated record
AUGGCCGAUAGAGAUCUGGACUCCAAUGAAAUAAUACAAAUUGCAAAGCAAAAAGUUAGUGGGGUGCAGAAACUACUCCAGCACGAAGGAAAUAAUGGUUGGAGUGGUAGUAAAUCUCAUGACAGCGGCUCUCUGUUGGCCAAACAGGUUCAGGACACUUUUAGAUGGCUUUAUGCCAAUGCAUUGUAUGGUGCCUCCUUUGAUUUAAUUAAGUUGCUUCCUGCACCAUGCUAUUCUUGGUUCGAAUUUAUAGACUUUCCGAACCUCGUACAUGUAACUGAUAAGUAUGGGUCUAGUGAUAACCUCCUGGAUCUUUUUAUGGCUUUUGCUGCCAACGAGACAGUGCCUCAGUUACUUUCGCUUUCUGUUCAUAAAGAUGAUUGCUUAAUUUCCUCGCUCCUUGGACUUUAUCAAUCUUCACCCGGCGACGCUUUGCGGGUUAUAGAUAGCAUAAUAGUUCAAUCCCAGAAUCAUAUUGGAAGUGAAAGUUUUAACUCUCUUUUCACCAAGAUUUGUGCGUACAAACUGAGGUUCUCACGUGAUAGUUCUUUCAAUGAUCAGCUCUCUAUCAAAUUGCUAACGAGUGUGGUACCGAAGAAUCAGUAUAGCUUUGAUUUGGUUAGGCAGAUAUAUGAAACCAAUGCUUCUUCCAAAAAUAUGAACGAACUCGUUCUAAUUAUGAAAAGUCUAGUGGAUGAUAAAACUGUUGACCAUUCCACCAAGCAGUCAAUGAUAUUUGCUGCAUUCAAGCAUGGUAGCAAGUAUUUGCUAAAGAGCCUCUGUUUGUGGACUUUACUAUUUCCGGAUGUUGAGCUCAAUUACGACGCUACUUCGGAGGAGAUGCUUAUUUUGAAGAACAGAUGGAUGUUUCAUAAAGAGGUGGAUUUGGAUUCAGUCGCUGAGAUAGAUAAUAGCUGUCUGUCCCGGUUGGUCAGUGUGUUGAUAUAUGGUCAUACGCGCUGGGGACGGAGAGGUUAUGUCUCUGAGCUCUACAGUUAUAAGAAGAUGCAUCACUUACAGAUCACUAGGGCCGAUCAAGUUGGUGUUCUAAGGUCAUUAGUUCAUAUCGGAAAGUAUGAUGAGGCCCUACAAUUCACCAAUAUCUGUUCCAAACAAGACGACCAGUUCGUUUGUUCGGAAACCUAUGACUCGAUUUUCUUAUCGCUCGCAAAGGCUGGACGUUGGAACGAUUUGAAAGAUAAAUUUGACUAUCUUUUUGAUAAGGAGCAGAUCACCACCAUUAAGCAGUACUCUGUCAUGUUUAUGGUCCUUGCAUCAAGGGGUGCUACUAAAUAUCUGCUAGAUCUUUGGGAUUCCUUUCUUAAAAGAGGAUUUACACCUGAUGAUAUGAUUCUUUCUUCCAUUAUAUUUUGCUUUAUUAAGACAAAGUCUUAUACCAAGGCUCUUCAAUGGUUUUCUGCAUAUUCCUACUAUAAGGUGCCGCUAACUGCCAAAUCUUACGGGUUAAUGUUGAAUGCUCUAUCUAGCACUCACGAUUUUCGUUCAUGUUUUCGGAUGUUGGAUGAGUUGGUUGAGAAGCACUACAGUUUGAACUCUUUUCAAAUGCAACCUUUCCUACGUCAAUGUGCUUUUUUGGGAGAUCACAGAAGCAUCGAACUCAUUCUUUCUAACUAUUUUCCUCUCUUAGGUAUUUCUGUUGAGUCUAAGGAUUCUCGAUGGAUUCUGAAAGCGCAUUAUUUCGGUAACAGAUUUGGUACUGUGGUUGAAUCCUAUGAGCAAAAGUUGGAAUCUGGUGACUACAUAGACUAUCAGGAUACCCUUUUGGCCUUGGAAGCAGCAAGUAAGUACACCAAUGUUUCUAAGUUCUACGAACUAUGGGAGAAAGCCUUGAAAAUGCACACUAAUGAGAUGACUGUUGGUGCCUACAUCCUGUAUAUCGGUGUCAAUGUUAGAGUCCAUGGAUUAUAUGGAGUGGAACAGGUUUUGGAUGAAGUGCAGCAGAAGUUUAAACUAAAGUAUCUUCCUGCCAAGGUCUUCAAUGAGAUGAUAUUCUCUUCCAUUAGAAUGGGUCGGCCAUGGUACUCACCCACAAUUGUGAAAAUGGCUCUUACACGAGGUGUGGUGCCCACUUCAAAGACCUAUUCUUUGCUAUUGCAAUCUAACACAUCUCUUUACUCUUAUUCUGAGCAGCAUAUUGAAGAGACAAUUCAGCUACUCGAUGAGAUUCUAUUGAACCGUAAGAAGGAUAAGUUGGGCAAAUUGGACAGAGACCUCAAUCCGAUGUCAUUCAAAUUGGUUAUCAUGCAUAUUAUCAAGUUUAAGGGUGUUGAAGAGGCCCGAAAAUAUUUUGAGCUCUACGUGGAAGAUUCAAAGGAUUAUUUGCUUGACAAUCUCCAUGUUUUGCAUAUUGAGUUGUUGUUAUUGGGUGAGGAGAGUAGGUGGGAAGAAUUUUCGGGCUGUUAUGAUAGGUUUACCUCGAUCCUAAAAUCUAGGUUGCAAUAUGCUAGACUGAAAGGUAAUGAGGAUCUCUACGAUGAUUCCGACCAUAAGAGAGUGGAACAAUUUUAUCGGUAUCCGACCAGUAUUUCCGUUAACGAGAAUCGUAUUAGCUACAGUCGAUCGCCUUCUGUGGGUAUCCCUUCCUCCUUGAAAAAGGCACUCUUUACGAUCUGGCCAUAUAGACUUAGACAGUUGGCAGAGUUGGAACAGUUGGAUGAGAUGACGUCGAUUGUGGAUCGUCUUUACGAGAAUGGAUUCAUUCUUUCCAACAAGAACCUCAACGAAACGGCGCUUGUCUUGAGUAGCCAUAAUAAUUUGAUUCCAGAGACUGUGGCAUUCAUCAAUAAGUACAUUCUUCCUGGUCACAUGCUCCACAAAAGACUCGCUUUAAUCAAAAUGAAGUACAAAUCUGAGUACAUUCCAUUUGUUCAUGAGCCCGAGAUUAGGUUCAUCAACAGCAUAUACUUUCAGAUCAUGAAGAAUAUCGACAGCAUAUUAGAUUCAAGAUUGACCCCGCCUCAGAAAGAUGCGUUGCUUGAUUCGAUUAUCAUUUCGGAUACCAUGACUGUGAUGAAGAAUUUGAGAAGCAUCUCGCGUUCCCAAAGAUUUGUUGCCAGAGUGUUUGCUCAAACCAGAAAGCAAGCGAGAAGUUUUUACAGGAGGAAUCAUGCUAACGUCAAGAUGAGACGUCAGCAGGAAGAGAAGAUAGUUAGAUGUGAGAAGAUUGACAAGAUGAUUAAUUACAGACAGAGAUGGCUUGCAUUGAGACAAAGGAAGUGGGAUCUAAUGACUGAGAUGAACAAGACAGCUGAUGAAUCCGAGAGGUAUCAGUUGUUAAACGAGAUGAGUAAAGUGAAGACCGGUUUUGAAGAGUUGAGAGCCGAUCAAAAGAAUGCUUUGGAGACUUUGAAGCGGGAAAAACUCAAAAUUGUGACUCUUGAGGACUCUAAGGUCUUCAAAGUUGGCCGAAUCAACCUUUAUAAACUUCAUUCCAAAGUUGCCUUGGAUGUUUCUUCACUUAUAGAAGAGUCCAAAACACGAGAUGAUUAG